This is a messenger RNA of Parus major (Great Tit), 4945 nucleotides long. RefSeq names its product G protein-coupled receptor 156 (gene GPR156). Gene Ontology annotation, biological process: G protein-coupled receptor signaling pathway; gamma-aminobutyric acid signaling pathway. Bases 419 to 2713 code for a protein of 764 amino acids. Lineage: Eukaryota; Metazoa; Chordata; Aves; Passeriformes; Paridae. Gene Ontology annotation, cellular component: G protein-coupled receptor heterodimeric complex; membrane. The transcript has 12 exons. The record is from RefSeq and is a predicted model, not a curated record. Gene Ontology annotation, molecular function: G protein-coupled GABA receptor activity.
UGAGGGGCGGCUGCAGGCGCUGAGCUCCGCGUCCCGCGGCGGCUGCGGGGCUGCUCCCGCCCCGCUCCCGCAAGUUUCCGCAGGUUGACACCCUGGCUCUGGGUGCCGUCCCCGCAGGACACAGCGAGCUGAUCUCACGCUGGGUGAAGUUCUGGCAGGGGCAGGACGGUGCCUGGACCUGCAGUACAUGAAGACUUCUGCCAGCGGGAGAGCUGGGGUUAUUGCUUCAGAGGGUGGUGUAGUAGUGCUGGGGAUGCCACCGUGCUCCAUGGGAGGCCAGGUCCUGAGCUGACUCCCCUCGCUGCAGAGGACACCCCGAGGGACACUGGUAGGGGGCACUCCCUGUCCUGGCUCUGGAUGUGCAUCACAUCAGUUUGGCAGGGCAAAGGUACGGCUGGAUGACGGCUGAGGAUGUGCUAUGGAGCCGGGAUUCAACUGCUCUGAGCUCUGCGACGGCAGCUCCAGUUUUGGCAGUCAGGAGCAGCAGCAGCGGGCGCUGCAGGAGCUCUGCACUGUGACAGUGACAUCUUUUGACCGCAGUGUGAAGAGCUCCCCAUCCUUCUCUGCUGGGCUCCUGGGAGUUGUGUGGACAUUCCUGACUGGAGGAGUCCUGCUAGCACUCUUCUUUCUCAUCUUCACAAUUCGCUUCAGGAAAAACAGGAUUGUGAAGAUGUCCAGCCCCAAUCUCAACAUUGUGACCCUGCUGGGCAGUGGCUUGACUUACACAAGUGCUUACCUCUUUGGGAUUCAGGAGCAGAGCCUGCCGUCUGGAGACUCAAUGGAAAAGCUUAUUCAGGUGAGGCUGUGCCUGCUGUGCGUGGGGACCUCCCUGGUGUUCGGUCCUGUCCUGGGGAAGAGCUGGCGGCUCUACAAGGUGUUCACCCAGCGGGUGCCGGACAAGCGGGUGAUUAUCAAAGACCUGCAGUUGCUGGCGAUGGUGGCAGCAUUGGUGCUGGCAGACACUGUCUUGCUCUUGACAUGGGUGUUCUCUGACCCAGUCCAGUGCUUCCGAAGCCUCAGCGUCUCACUGCGGGCGACAGAGAAAGGCAUGACAUGCUCCGUGAGCCGGGUGCAGUCCUGCGCGUCGCUCUAUUCCGAUCUCUGGCUCAUUCUCAUUUUAGGGUUUAAGAGUAUCCUCCUGCUAUAUGGGACCUACUUGGCCGGUCUGACCGACAAUGUCAGCUCCUCACCAGUCAACCAGUCCUUGACACUCAUCGUCGGGGUCAACCUUGUUUUCCUGGCUGCUGGCACCAUCUGCUUAGUUCACCGUUUCUUCCGUACUUGGCACAAUUUGCUGUUUGGUUUUACCUCUGGAGGCAUCUUCGUGUGUACAACCACGAUCAACUGCUUCAUCUUUGUGCCACAGCUCAAGCAGUGGAAAGCCUUUGAAGAAGAAAGCCAAACCAUGAGCUACAUGGCAAAAUAUUUCACCAGCCCGAGCAGGAGCUGCCGCUCAAUGUACAGCGAGGAGCAACUCUACCAGCUCAUAGGGGAGAAAAACUCUAUGAAGCGGCUGCUCACCGAGAAAAACGCCGUGAUUGAAAGCCUGCAGGAGCAAGUGAGCAGCGCCAAGGAGAAGCUGAUGAGGCUGAUGUCUGCGGAGAGUGGCUGCGAGCCCCAUGCGCUGCCAGCAGCUCCCUGCACCUGGAGCUCAGGGCAGCCUGGGGAUGCACCAGGGGACUGCUGCCCCCUGGAUACAGAGAGGGAUGGGUGGCAGCUCCCCUGCUUGCUGAGUACAUCGCCUCUUGGCAGCAAUGCUCAGGCCCUCCAGAAACCUGAAACCCAGGAGCCUGUUUGCUCUCAGGUGCUGCUUUUUAAUACAGGGGACAGCAUUGAACAGGGCCUGAGAGAUGUCCAGGAAUGUGGGACACCUGCAGUGCAGGGGCAGCCUCCGGAGCAGCUGUCAGGCCAGGACAACUCAGCUGGUGUAGCCUGGGAGUCGUCCCCCAAAGUCAGCUAUGUAAAUAGUGAAAAGCUGUGGGAAAUCUUGCAAGAGUUAAGCCUAGAUGGCAAAAACUACAGCCCAGCCUUAUCUGCAGGAUCUCUGCUUGGAAACCGGGGCACCUCAGGAGAGCAGGGAGAAACACAGGUGGGCCAGGAGGGCUACCCAGGCAUCCAGACACCCCUCAGCCCCUACCUGGCAAGGCAUCGUCGGAGGAUCCCAUUACCCCCUGCCUCCACACGCUUCCCCGGACACGUAUCUCCUCGUGCCAGCAGCAGGGUGAAGGAGGUGGGCAGCUGGGGCCGUGGGGAGUCAGCACAUAACUCCCUGGGAAAGGGAGGGGAGAUGGCUGGCAGAAGGCUCCUUCACCCCCCAGCACCAUCCUCUCCAGCCAUCCCAAGGGAGGCCAGCCUCCAGCCAGAGGGGUGGCUGGGAUGGCCUGAGUCCCAGGGUGCUUCAUCGUGCAUCGCACAGGAGCAGCGGUGGUGGCAGGGCACCCCGAGGGGACCCGCUGAGCCCUCCCUGCGCUCACUGUACUAUUACCCAGACUCUGACUCCAGCAGCAGCAGCAGCAGCUCUGAGGAGAUGUUUCAUGGCUGCCACCGACCCUGCUGCGAGGUUUGCUUCCAGAGCCCACGUGGCUCCCUGGACAGCAGCAGCACGGACACGGACACAGAGCCCAGUGACUGUGAGGAUCACCAGACAGAGCACCACGGUGGGCCCCAGCCCGUGGUGAAUUUCAAAGACGAUCUGAAACCCACUUUUGUGUGACUGGAAGCACCCCUACCCCAAAGGCAAAUGCCCUUCUCUCCCGAAACACUGCAUGUUUUCAGCAAUGCUAAAGCCACACGUCCCUCUGGGGAAUGUGCCGUGUUCUGGAAUUUGGGGAUUGUGAAAAACCUUGCCCUGUUCUGAUUUGCAGUGUCAGUCCCAGCCUGGUCAGCUGUGACUGCAGCCUGAGUUUGGCUGAGAAGGGGUUGGCAGCACUCAGGGAGGUGGUGGUGGCCUUGUCCUGGCUACUCUGUGUCCCACAGGUAACCAGCAGUUCUGUCCAUCCUGGUGCCAGCAGUGGCAAAACUGGGGCUGGGGGGUCUGUGAGAGCCCAAACUUUGUCUCCUCAGAGAGCUUCUCCUGUGAGACCUGUGUGAUUCCCACUGGCAGGGAGCAGUAUCCUGCCUCAGAAACAGCCACUGCUUCCUGCACAACACACCAUAUAGACCAACAGAGGCCUCCUUCCCCUGAGGCUGCUCAAGCAGAGAGAGCAUCCCACUGCAUCACCCCCAGCUGGGGAUGGGAGACAGACGCCAGAAGCAGUUGCCAGCUGCCUCUCACCUGGGGUGUGCUGCUUCCAGGCAAAGCAAGGACUUUGGAACGGGGUGUGCACAGCAAACUUUUGGGUUUCAGUGGGUUUCUUGUAGCAUCCGAAUGAGAAAAUGGAGUCCAAAGGUCAUGUCCGUGGAGGUGUCUUUGCAUUUUGUGUUUUUCAGGUGCAUCAUUGUAGGGUAGACUCAGGUCAGAGCUGAAGGGAAAGACAAGCCAGCCAUUGUAAAGGAGGAUCUGAAAAGGGGCUUCUUUUUUUACCUUGAUUUCUGGGUCUUGUGCCCUUCUGUCUGUCUUUGUAAGGAUGAUGUAGUCUGGAAUAAGGUUUGUUUGAAUUAAUAUGCUCUGUUUAAUUUUUAUCUUAGAAACACCAAGAACAGUAAAUCCAGUGUGUGUGUGCCUUUUUGGGGAUAUUUAUCAUGGCAUUUGAGCUUAUCGUUGCCUCCACAGGAGUUCAGGAUGCCGAGACCUGAUGCCCAGUGCAAUAUAAACCUUCUGGAGAAAAGCUUGAUUAAAAGAGCAGGUGUCAGAGGAAUCCUAGAGCUGGUUUUGAAGAAAGCAGUGUUAGCACUGCUCUUUCCAUUACCCUUUAUGAUGGUGAAACCCCUCACUUCUCUUUCCCUUCACUGGUGCCACCUUUUUUUCUCCUGUUGCCUUUGCAGUUUUCCAAGCUUGCAUGUAAGGCAAAUCACCAAACUCAGUAACCUUAUGAGGAGCAAUAUUCCCACAGCCGCAUUUUGCUUUUAAAAUGGAAACACCCCAAACAGGGUGUAAUCUUUUUUUUUUUUUUCUUUUCUUUUCUGAGCACUUACGGCUCUGGCCUGGGAGAAACGCACUGGCUGCGAGGGUCCCCUGCCUGUGCAGGGCAAACCCGGGAGCCCGGCGACUCCCUGCAGUGGGACUCGGGAUCUCCGUCCCCAUCGCCUGCCAGCCGCCUGCAGUUCCGCAGCUCUCGCAGCAGGUGUUGCUGCUGCCACGCCGGGUGUGCCGGCAAACACCGAGUACAUCCCACGGCAUCGCCACGCUGGGACAAGGGGCGAGACAAGCAUGCUUUAAGGAACCUAUUAAAUAUGGGUCAAAACCUCUCCCCACCCCCAAACGUGUUUAGAAUAACACUUUGCUCUGGGGCUGGGAAAUAUUGCAGCACAGUCAAAGGAAAUGAUCAACCAUGAACCCACCUGGAAGCAGCUGAUAUAAAAAUUAACUUUAAAGCCACUAGUGAAUGCGGAAAAACCCUCCAGAGGACUUUGAACCGACAGUUUGUUUGGAAACUCACUGCUGAAAUUUGAGGUCGUUGCUUUUCUGUGCGGAGACCAGCAGCCACCACCUGAAAACUGCAUAGCCUGUGGAUGCCUCUACUAAGAAGACCAAGAGCAUUGUGGUUUGUGUCCUAGUAUGCCCAGCAGGACCAGGACAGUGAUCAGCACCUGUAUUCAGCACUGGUGAGGUCACACCUCGAAUCUUGUGGUCAGUUGUGGGUCCUCUCCUUGCUGAUGGCUGUUUAGGGGAAGGGUCACAUCACAGCCAGGAUGUGAUCUCUCUCCUGCUUCAUGAACUUUGGCAAGAGGCAGGAAGGCAAGGAAGCCUUGAGGCUGUUAUGCUACAACCACCUGUCAUGGCUCAGUCUGCCUCUGUUACCCUGUCAACUUGCCACUGCUUAGGAAAUAAAAAAAAAUAUCUUGA